AUGAAGGCCAACAGACGUAGAGGGAGGAGUGUUAUUUGAUUGACUGUUCAAGUCAUUCAUUUAUAUUUGUGUUUUGGUUUUGGUCUUAGAUCGACUAGAUAAUUUCAUAUACCUAGCAAAAAGUGGGCGAGUGUUUAAACAAUUCACGAUAAUCUAGACUAUCAUAAUUACCGAGAAAUUGAGAAAGGUUUGCGUAAUCUACUAAAAUCAGUCAUCAAGGCAUGAUAGACUUCCAUUAAAUCUGUAAACAUGCAUUUUUCUAUACCCGAUUUGCAGCAGUUUCAUGACGACAAUGGGGUCUCUUAUACGGGUUAUAAUAUGUAUAUUGACGGUUUUUUCCACUGCACUGCCCGUUACAAGCAACUUCUCAGUUUACAUGAACAGUUGCAGGCACAAAAUCCUUUUUUCAAAUUGCCACAGUUCCCGCCGAAAAAAUUGUUCCUUACUAGUUCACAGCUUGAAGAAAGAAGAGUCUUAUUAGAAAAAUAUAUACAAUUAGUUGGUCAGAAUCCUGUUUUAGCAAAUUCAGAUCUUUUAAUUACAUUCCUCUUUUCUGCUCAACAAGAAACUCAUUCUGUGAAAAUGCAUGAAGUGGACAUUGAAAUCUCACUCAUGAAUGGCUACAGAAUACCUCUUUCAGUGUCAUCCACUGAUUCUUCCAGUACAAUACUCGACAUUGCUUGUAAUUAUAUCAAUUUGCCAAAAGAUUUGACUAAAUACUUUUCAUUGUAUCUCAUCAACUGGAGUUGUGCGAAAGAUGGUGAACCUGCAUUAAAAAAAUUAGAGGAAUAUGAAUCUCCAUAUAUAUCACAAAAGUAUGUAAGACCAGAGGAUAAAAUUGUUUUGAGGAAAAGCUAUUGGGACCCUUGUUAUGAUGUUGAUCUGAUGAUAGAUAGAGUGUCAUUAGACCUAUUGUAUUUACAAAUUAUAGAGGAUUUAGAUUUAGGUUGGAUCACAGCAGACUUACAAACCAAGGAUAUAUUAUCAUCAUAUGAAGCAAAGAAACAGAAGAGAGAGUACAUAGAACUGGCGAGAACUCUACGCCAUUAUGGUAGGAUACCAGCAGGACAAGCGAUCACUGACGCUGGUAACCUUGGUGUGAGCGGCGAUAUGGUCAGAGUAAGAGUGUCGCUAGCAUCCAAAGAGUUGACGUUAACGAGUGAAACCAACCCGGCGAGGGAACAGCGGUUCAAGGUCACAAGAAUGAGAUGCUGGAGGAUCACUACCUUGCAUACGAAGGUGCGCAGUAACGGUAUGACUGUAACGUCACUUCAGAUGGAGAGACCACAAACAAACGGCCAUGGAUCAUUACUAGAGGAAUCGAAUAAAAAUUUUGAGCUGUCGUUCGAAUACCUCAUUAGUAAAGACAAUUUGAAAUGGAUAACCUUGAAGACGGAGCACGCCACUUUUAUAAGUGUUUGCUUACAGUCGAUAGUCGACGAGCUAAUGCGUCAGAAGAAUGGUUCUGGCCCAGUGACGCCACGGUGCGGCAAACGCGGCAGCCUCACGUACUUACGUCGGGAUGGCUCCAGCCAGCUCAUCACGCCUUCCUCUUCGAGCGACACGCUCAGCUCGGCUAACGGAGACUCAUUUACAUCAGGCAGUUCGAGAGAGAUAUUCUCAGUGCAGAAAUUGACAGAAAAAUUUGCAUCUGUCGCCUUUAAAACGGGCAGGGAUUGUGUGGAAAACAACGCCUUCGAAGCAAUAGGAGAUGAGGAACUGUAAGAUACAUUGAUGCAUUAUGAUUUGCACGGUCCAAAGAUAUUCAACACUGCGAGUGAAGUUGCCAAUAUUUGUAUAGCCAUAACAUGUAUAUAUUGUACAAUUCUAAUCUUUCUCUAAGUCCCUAGAUAGGUACCUUAAGAGUGUUCAUACCAUAAGACGCUAUGGAUACUAUAGAAACAGAAGGUGUCGAUGUUACCUAUCAUAUUGAAACAACGAUAAAAUAAUUUUAUAUACUUCUUAAUUAUUAUUUUAAAAGUGCCUCUAUAGUUUUACAACGAACUAUUUAGUGACAAUAGAAAUGCUAAAAUAUUUCACAUACAACAAACUGGAUAUAAAUGUUAAUUCCAUUGGAAUGUUUUGUCUUGUUUAUUAUAUUGUUUUUGAAGUCAUCAUUCAGACAUAUGAGAAAUUAUUUAUUCGGAUUUUGAUAAGUAACAUAUACACUUUUAGUCUUACAAUAUAAACUCUCUUAAAUUCUUAUAUCGAAUAUUAACUAUUAUUCUAUAUCCAAUACCAUUAUCUUGCCAUAUUACAUGGUAGAAAACAUAUCUUCGUAAGCAACGUUCAAGUUGUCAAGUACCUAACUUAAACAGAGAACUUUGUAAACUUUUGUACAUUUAUCUACUUAUCAGAAAUUAAUUAAAAAUUUAUCUUAAUCGUGAAGUGAUAAUUAAUUAAGUACGAUCUUUUUAAGAAUCAUCGUUAGUUAGAAACUGUAGGCUUAAAUAUAAAGAAUUUAUUGGGAAACUGCCUAGUCGGUUUUAUCUCUAAUGUUUUGAAGCUCCAAUUAUGAGUAGACGAUUUUUGAUCGAACAAGAAUGAGGCAACAACAACGUAUCGAAACCGUUCCAUGCGUAGGUAUGAGGCAAUUUAAUAUGGCCAUAGACAAAGCUAUCUGCUAGUACAAAAGUAUGUCGUAUUUAAGGGAGAUGGAGAAGGGGAGUGUGAACCGUACCCAGUCCAGAAUUGUUCAAUGCCCACUCCAAGAUACGAACAAGGUUUCGUUAAGACAUACAAUUAAAGGAAAGGCUAAGAGAACAUAUUUGCCUUUUUAAAAGGCCAGCCUCUCUUCCCAGUCUCAAACUAAUCUUAAAUAAGCCAAUGGAUAAUCUCUAUGUCAUAAUUAUCUGCUGUCACAUUCUUGUUCCUUCAAAGUUUGUGUUUACCAACUUGUGUUUAAUUCUCUCUUUAAUUUUUAAUAUAAUUAAAUACAUUUUAUAGAAGGUUCUAUUACUUGUAAAUGUAGUAAUAAGUUACAGAUUUUAAUUCUGUGUAUAAAUAAUCUGGAAAAAAAGUGAACCUAAUCUGAUUUAUUAUACAUAUAUUUAUUGUUUGUAUGUUUAUAGUUUUUGUAAAUGUUUAUGUAAAAAUUACCUUUUUUUUUUGUAUAUUUUUAAUACGUUUAUACGAUUAUGCGACUUCGAAAUAAGUUUUUCGGUAACGUUUAUUAAUGUUAAAAAACAAAUAUGAAUUUCUAUGCAUCAGCAAUUUCUCGAAUUUAAGACUAAAUUAGACAAUAUCGUUUUGAAAGCUCAAUUUAUUUUUAACGUUCAUGCGAACAAACUGACGAAAAUUACGUAAAGCACAAAGACAUUGUAAAUUUUUAUCACUAACAUUUUUUAAUAUUUUUACUAGGCAUUCUGCCUUAACUCUUAAAUGCCUGAAGUUUCAAAUUUGAUACUGGGGUUUGCAUUGUUUCAUUGUUAAAUAAAUUUAAAUAUUUUGAUUACCAUAAUGCUAAAGUAUCAAAAAUGAUACCAAAUUUUUUUUUUUAUUCAAAAUAUAUAGAUAAAAAUAUCGUUUUGAUUUUUUUACUAUUUUUCGCCAUUAGUAAACACAGUAAAGGACACACUUAUAUAUUUUUUAAUUUGAUUUAAAAGACCAGGCUUUUAAGGGUUAAUGAAUUUACUCGUUUCAUACAACACCCAAUACAUAUACUUAUCCAGCACUCUGAAACUGUUUAUUGUUUAUACACAGACAGACUCCAUGACUCCUUUUAUAUUUCCAUAGCAUAAUAUUAUAAAGCAAUACAUGAAAUAAAAGUAGAUCACAAGUAUAGUUAAGGAUGAUGAACACAUUUGCCAGCGAGAUAGGAAUGAGGUACUUAUUUACUACUGCUAACUUUUUACUCGUAACUAACUUUUUGUAUCAACUGGCUUUUGACGUAAUCAAAUUGGGAUAAAAAUGCAUAAUUUUUUACCAUCUAACCUAAAAAUGUGGCACAAACUACUUACAAAGGUAUUUCUGAAACACGGUAAUCAUUUACUAUUUAUUAGUUUAGCCAUGUACUGGUGUGCCAUACUUUCAUAUAAAAAAUCAUAAACCAUUUUAAUAUUUAUUCGAAAGUUGGCGUGUUAUAACUCUGUACUGAACUGAAGUAUGUUCAUAUAUAUCUUUUAAUGUGACUACUAGGAAUCGAUCCCAUAACUGUGUAAUUUAUUUUUAUUAUAGAAAUAAAAUAUUCUGAUGUAGUUAAUGAAACGUAAAUGUUUCGUAACCAAAAUAUUAUGUCAAAGACUGCAUUCUGUGGAUUAUUGGAAACCACGAAAUGACGCCUUUAGAACGAAAGUGAGAAGUAAUGAUUAUAGAAAAAUAAACAGUAAUAAAUAAAUAAAAAAAGUUUUUGCAGUUUUAUAGGACAUCGGAAUUAUGAGGGUAAAUAGAAUGAGUAAGCCACAGACAUAGAUUAAUAAUACGUAGAUAGACAACGACUAUCUUAAUUUUUAUGAGAACUAAAUUUUACUACUAGACUACUCGUCAUAUUAUUAUGUUACACAAGUUAUUUAAUGAUAGCUAAGGCUUUUUCUAAAUACUAUCUGAAUGCCGUCUUCAAAUUUUUACAACCGAAAUUGUAGAAUUUCAAAUCAAGAAAGCUGAAAUCAUAUUAUGUUAUAUUUAUAAUGUCUAAGCAAGGCCAUGACAUUGUCUGCGUAUUUGAAUCUAUUUUUGAGGUGAUAGCUCCACCUAAAAGUUGCCUACUUAUUAAUAAGCACUGGCAUGCAAGUCACAUUUACAAGCACUAGUAUAUCACCGAAAAACCAAUAGAUCUAAUUGUAAAUAAGUAUCGAUUUAGUACUGGUUUUAGGGUAAUCGCAGAUUAUACAAGUGUAGUAGUACAAGUAGGGUUGCCAACUCUCAAAUGUCCAACCCGGCAGAUUUUUAUGUUUAAAUAUUUAAUCGAGGGGGGGGGGGGGGAGUCUAACCUCAUUGUACAAUUUGACACUAAGUCAAUAUUUUUAGAAAAACCGGAUAAAAUAUUGCACUCCGGGAGGUUAACGGGUUAAUCAUUAUUACCGGAGUCUCCCGGGCGAUCUGAGAGAGUUGGCAACACUAAGGACAAGGGACAAUCAAAAUAUGGCCUAUGGAGUGGUUGAACUAGGUACUAUGCUAAUGCAAGGACUGCAAAAUAACUUUUUUAUAAAUAGAUAGUAAACAAUAGAAACAUGUAUAAUCGAUUCUAAAGGCUCGAAAAUGUAGAUAAUUUAAUUGUGUAACAAUUUCUGUAUAACGCGUAGAUAAUUUAAACCCUCAUAUGGGAUAUAGAAGUGAAAGGUUAGGUGAGAGGUUAUUAGAUAAAGUUAGGAAAUUUUUAAGACUUGUUUUCGUCUGUCGGCCUCAUCGUUUAAAAGCAUAUAGCCUCCGUAAUACCGAUUCCUUUAAAUAUAUCUAUAUUGAUUUGAAUUCAGAAUUGAAUCUCAUGAGUAUUUUGAAACAACAGAUAUAGAAUUCUGAAUCUCAUUAUGAAAUGAAAUAAUCAUCACUUUAUAGUAAAUAAAAUCUCGAAUAAUACAAAGUGUAAGGGAAUUGGAAACUUUUUCUUAAUAGGUACUAAUUUACUAAUUUAAUCAUGUAACCACACAAUUUGUACGAGGUUUGUCCGGAAAGUACGUAUAAAAGUUUUUUAAAAAUUUUAUUUUACAAUUAUUCAGGUAAAUCAAUUUUAUCCCCUUCAAAGUACUCCCCCUGUGACAUAAUGCACUUGUGCCAACGCCGUUUCCACUGUGAGAAGGCUCCUUGAAAGUCCUCUGGUUGUAGGUUUCUCAGCUGCCCCGUCGUAGCUUUUUUUAUCUCAUUUAUGUCCCCCAAAUGCCGCCCCCGAAGUACCAAUUUGGUUUUUGGGAACAAGAAGAAGUCACACGGGGCCAAAUCCGGCGAAUAGGGGGGUGUUCGGUCACCGUAAUGGAAUUUUUACUCAAAAACUCACGGAACGAUCUUGGCGCAAAUUUUUUUCAUUUGAAGUUCGUUUCUUAGAAUUUCGUGGACCACGGUUUUGCCCAAAUUAAGCUCUUCAGCCACCUGUCUGACCGUUAAACGACGGUCCCCAUUAACACAAGUUCGAAUUCUUUCCACGUUUUCGUCGGAAUGUGAAGUGGAAGGACGUCCUGAACGUGGGUCAUCUUGAACGCUUUCUCGGCCCUCUCUGAAUCUUUUUAGCCACUUGUGGACGGUUGGUUCCUUCACAGCAUCAUCCCCAUAAACUGUUCUGAGAUCGGCAAAAAUUUCACGGCCAUUCUUGCCGAGUUUCGAGAGAAACUUGAUUACGACGCGCUGCUCUUCAACGGAAGCGGGCUCCAUGCCGACGGGGUUUCGUUAAGAGGUAACUUCACAGAUGGCGUGACAAGCCAGUUCGCACCGCACGGCGGUCAGACCAGAACUGAAGCAUUGUUAGGGACAUAAGGAAGGGGUCCUGCGCUUACCUGGCCUCCCCACUCCUCUUUCUCGCAUUCCAGAACACUUUUAUACGAACUUUCCGGACAGACCUCGUAUGAAAGACUUUUUUUGGUAUUUCAAUCAGAUUAAAUACUUUGUUCUUUCAGGAAUGUUAUGGUCCACACAGUAAGAUGUACAUAAUUCUCCUCUAUUAUUUCGGCCAUAAACUGCUUUAUGUUGACGUAAUAAAGUAUCAAUAUACUUUAUUAUGUCAAAAUAUUAUUUUGUGCAAAUGCAAAUACAUAUAAUGAUUGGAUUAGUUAUUGAUUUAUAUAAAAUUGGUAUAUCGCUGAUAACAUCAUGUAGAAUACACAGUACACUACAGGUAGAAUCAAUAAAUGAUGAAAAAAAAAUUCUUACGUUAUCUAUUUUUUUCACGUAGGAAACUUAUAUGUACAAUGUUUCUGUAGGUACGAGUACACAGGAACUAUUUAUUACAUUAAAAAUAAUUUAGUUCCUAUGUAUAACUACAGGUACUACUGUAAACAGAAAUGACAAUAUAUGUAUUUUUACAUAUAGAAAUACUUUAUAUAGCUAAUAUAUAUGUUUCGAAACCACUCUGGUUCAUUUUGUUACUAUUAAGUACCUGUAGUCUAGUCUGAUUGAAAAUUACGAGUUUAUUUGUAUAUCUACCUACUAAACUUUUCAAAAAUAUACUUACCUUGUUUCUAAAAUUGAAACAUAUGGUACGUUUAAUUCGAGUCAGACUCGCAUGUUCAUUUUGUUUACAUUAUUUUUAAUUCAAUAAAAUUGACUAUAAGUAAUUAACUAGGUAUAUAAUAUAUUUAUCUAUAAACGUAACCAAACGCCUAAAAUAUUUGGAUAUUUUUUUUUUUCUUAAACAGGGCUAUUAUAGACUAUUUAUUAGUUCAGUAUUAUAUUAAGAAUAUAGAUAAUUUGACAAAUACAUAUAACGUGUCCCAAGAGAAAAAAUGUAACAAAACAAAUAACCAAAUAUUGUGAUGGACUCGUAAUUCGCUGAUAGACUGAAAUGAUUGACUCAUGGUCGGUAAUGAUUGGUUCAUAGUCAGUAAUGACUGCGAUGCUUGGCUCCUGUUCCGUAAAGAUUAGGGCCGAUUCUGAGAUGCCAUUCCAUUAAAGCUAUCUUUUAAUUUUCAUGAUUACCCGAAAUUAUUGUUUUAUAAACUAUCUUAAACUAAAAAUAUAAUAUUUUUGACGCUCGUCUAGUAAAAAAUUGGUCCUUACAAUGAAAAUGUCACUGUGAUACCAAAUUGAAAUAUUGAUUUUAGAGAUAGAUUUGGAAUAAUGACGCCUCAGAAUCGACCCCAUUGGCUCACAAGCCGCAAUGAUCGUCUUACGGUCUUUUUUAUUCGGUUUGUUACUUUUUUAUCGCCUUGGACUUACCUGAUGGUGAACUUUCCUAAUUUGUGAUUUUGAACAUAUAACAUCUAUAAAUUUCCAUUUUUAAUAAAAAUCCAUUGUUGCAUAUUAUCAUGUUUGUUAUUAUGGUUAUAAGAAAUUAAUUUUUUAAUUUUGUGGGACCAUUUUCAAUUAAGUAGGUAUAAUGAUAUAAUAAAUCCUAAUUAAUGUACGUAGGAAAUUUGCCCCAAUCCUCAGAGGCCAUGUAAUGAUAUGUAUUCUUUAUGCCAUACUUAUAUUAUAUUUACAAUAUUACUUACUUUUUAUAUAAUUUCUUUUUAUUCGGUAGCGUUUUGAAUUAUUUUGAUAUAAUAAAAUGUUUCAAUAAUGAAA
Messenger RNA from Galleria mellonella (greater wax moth), 8148 nucleotides. RefSeq names its product sorting nexin-17 (gene Snx17). Gene Ontology annotation, biological process: intracellular protein transport. The record is from RefSeq and is a predicted model, not a curated record. The transcript has 8 exons. Lineage: Eukaryota; Metazoa; Arthropoda; Insecta; Lepidoptera; Pyralidae. Bases 250 to 1725 code for a protein of 491 amino acids. Gene Ontology annotation, cellular component: early endosome. Gene Ontology annotation, molecular function: phosphatidylinositol binding.